AUGUCUCACGAGGAGCUAAUCGAGCUAAAAGAGUUAGCAUCGGAGGAUCGUAUAGAACUGACUGACAUCGAGGCCCCGAGGACACCUCGGCUGGAGAGGGUCAACGCCCUGCGGAUCAGCCCGGGGAAGGUCCCGGAACUCCUGAACCGGGUCAGGAUCAUCAGGCUGAUAGGAGACACCAUGAGGGGCCCGCAGUUGGCGGAAGACACCGGAGAGGGGCAUAACUUCCAGCCCUGUAGCCACGCCCACCCCACCUGGUGUGACCUGUGUGGAGAUUUCAUCUGGGGAGUGUACAAACAGAGUCUACGCUGUUCCAACUGUAGGUUUACGUGUCAUUACCGCUGUCGGGCUCUCAUUAAGCUCAACUGCAGUCUGGACCAUGGGUCCACAGUGGAUCUGUCCGAGGGAACGCUGGACACCAUAGAGACAGACACUAACGUGGAUGAACAGGUUGUGCAGGGGAAGCAGGAGCUGUCUCUGGCUGAGAUUCAGCAGAAAGUGAAAGAGUACAACGCUCAGAUAAACAGCAACCUCUUCAUGGCCUUGAAUAAAGACGGCUCCUACACGGGCUUUAUUAAGGUCCAUCUGAAGCUGGUCAGGCCUGUGUCUGUCCCGCCCCCCCGAAAAGGCACUGCCUCUUCAGCCAACGGGAGGCGGACGGGGCCCUUAAAGAGACGCACCUCCUUUUACCUGCCCAAAGACACGGCCAAGCACCUGCACAUCAGCUCCCGCACGCGCGCCCGUGAGGUCAUCGAAGCCCUGCUGAAAAAGUUCACCGUCAUCGAUAACCCCGCCAAGUUCGCCCUGUACGAACGCAGCGAACGCCAUGAGCAAGUGUACCUGCGUAAGCUGUCUGAUGAGGAGUGUCCUCUGUAUUUGCGUCUUUGUGCUGGGCCCAAUGAGAAAGUCCUCAGCCUGGUUCUGAAAGAGAAUGAGACCGGAGAGGUUAAUUGGGACGCCUUCUCCAUGCCAGAGCUCCAGAACUUUCUGAAAAUUCUCAAACGUGAGGAAGAAGAGCACGUGAAACAGAUCAUCCAACGCUACGAGCGCGCACGGGGACGCAUCAGGGAGGCGCUGUCUAACUCCACCCCCGGCUGAGCAAUGCACCUCCCCACAGGAGCGCCUGUGUGUGUGUGUCUGACUGGCCACCACUAGGGGGCCUCAGUCAUCGCUGCAGCCAAAGACCCAAGUGGACAGCCAUCCUCCUAAACUCCUCUCUUGAAAGGAGAGGACUAGCAGGGAAUGAGAGUGUGAGAGAGAGAGAUAGUGAUGAACCUGAUGUGCCUUUUACCUGGAGAGUGAGAGAGUUGUGCAAGAGAGAGCGAACGAUCGAAUGAUGGCGCGAGAGAGAGCGAAUCAUGUGCCUCAGAGCAGAUUUGUGAUUGAGUGAGUGAACACAGUAGUGAGUGAAAGACCAUAACAGUAUUAGCAGUCAGACUUGACUGUAGUCCGUGUGUUACUGUUGGUCUCUGUGGUUCCACUGUUCUCCAGGUCUGAGUGACUGAUUAUUGAGGUGAAUGCUUUGAGUUGUGAUGAAUGUUUUUGAACAUUGUGAGGAAGUUUCACUCGUCUGUCAGGAGUGACUCUUCAGAUGACCAACAUUUGCUGGAACUAGAAAAUUAAUCCUAAAUUAAAGAUAGGGAUUAUUUCUAGAUUAGAGCACUUACAAAAAUUACACACACAUACACACUUACACACACACACUCACCCUCACACACACGUACACAU
Messenger RNA from Chanos chanos (milkfish), 1728 nucleotides. Its product is annotated as ras association domain-containing protein 1-like. The coding region runs from base 1 to 1098 and encodes 365 amino acids. Gene Ontology annotation, cellular component: microtubule cytoskeleton; nucleus. Gene Ontology annotation, biological process: Ras protein signal transduction. The record is from RefSeq and is a predicted model, not a curated record. Lineage: Eukaryota; Metazoa; Chordata; Actinopteri; Gonorynchiformes; Chanidae. The transcript is spliced from 6 exons.